Molecule: messenger RNA, 1314 nt
Organism: Taeniopygia guttata (zebra finch)
Lineage: Eukaryota; Metazoa; Chordata; Aves; Passeriformes; Estrildidae
Gene: PAK1IP1
Product: PAK1 interacting protein 1
Molecular function (GO): protein binding
Source: RefSeq, marked validated
GGAAGAGCCGGCGGGAGUCCCCGGGCGGCGCCGCGUGGUGGCGGAUGGAGCUGGUGGCGGGGUGCUACGAGCAGGUGCUGCUGGGGUUCGCCACGCGGCCCGGCCAGUCGUGGACAGUCGUUCCUGAUUUUACACAUCAUGCCCACUCCGCCUCAUUGUCAGCUGUAGCAGUAAAUAACAGAUAUGUGGUCACUGGGAGCAGAGAUGAGACAAUACAAAUCUAUGACAUGAAAAAGAGGAUAGAACAUGGGGCGCUGCUACAGCACAAUGGCACGAUAACUUGUUUGGAGUUCUAUGGGACUGCACAUCUACUGAGUGGGGCUGAAGAUGGACUCAUUUGUAUCUGGAACACCAAGAGAUGGGAAUGUCUGAAAUCCAUUAAGGCACAUAAGGGACACGUGACAUCUCUUUCUAUUCAUCCUUCUGGGAAAUUAGCUUUGUCAGUUGGAACAGAUAAAACAUUAAGAACUUGGAAUCUUGUUGAAGGACGAUCAGCCUUCAUCAAAAACCUGAAGCAAAAUGCACACAUAAUUAAAUGGUCCCCCGAUGGAGAGAAGUAUGUGACUGUGAUAACAAACAAAGUGGAUAUCUACAGACUUGACACAGCUUCAAUCACUGGCACCAUUACAACAGAGAAGAGGAUUUCUUCACUUAGAUUUAUUACAGAUUCUAUCCUUGCCAUAGCUGGAGAUGAUGAAAUGAUUAGGUUCUACAGCUGUGACUCUCAAAAAUGCUUGUGUGAAUUUAAAGCUCAUGAAAACAGAAUAAAAGAUAUUUUUAGUUUUGAAAGAGAAGGACAGCAAGUUAUUGUUACUGCAUCCAGUGAUGGUUACAUUAAAAUGUGGAAUCUGGAUCUUGAUAAGAUUAAAGAUGGGCCAUCUUUACUGUGUGAAGUCAAUACCAAAGCCAGGCUGACAUGUCUUGCAGUAUGGCUUGACCGAGCUUCAGAAAUGAAAGAAAACUCUGAUAAAACUGCAACAUCAUGUCAAGAAACAGAAGAUGAAAAAUCAUCAAUAGCCAGGAUAAACAAAGAUUUUUGGACUACUAAAAGGGUUAAAAUAGCACGAAGAAAGAGAAAAAUUAUUCCAGGGAAACAAAAGCUGGAAGCUCCAGUGCAAAAGAAGAAAAAGAAACAGAAUAACUCGGCAUGACGGCAGCUACUUUCUCUCCUGUACAAAAAGUAAAUGCUGUGUUGCCCUCGUUUUUAUAAGAAUCUAAACCCCAACAGGACAUACACCUCUGAUCCAAUGUUGUUUUUAAAUGUAAUUAAUGUUCUUACCCUAAUAAACUGACUGAUCAUUCUGGGAACUUUCC